AUGAUCACAUUAAUGGAAAUACCAGCAUCUUGGAUCUUUAGAUGGUUGGACUUAGCUAUUAAGCAACAUCUUGACAAACUAAUUGAAGCUGGAUUCUUUUAUAUUGGUAAUGGAGACGGUAGGAAUUUUGUGGAUGAUAUUUGCUGGAUUAGAGAUGUAAAAAUUACUGCAAAUAUUGCGACUAACAUUAAACCUCCAUCAAAUUUUCUGAAAGCAGCAGCAGUAGAACACCAUGUGACUCUGAGAGUUUCUGACAAUGCUCGCCUGUGUAAAAUCUGCAUUCAGGAAGAAAUGGAAGUACUAUUCCUUCCAUGCAGACGCAGUGGUGCUUGUGUUAAAUGUGUAUCUCCCCUUUCCUUGUGUGAUGUGUGUCAGAGACCUGUUUCAAUUGCAAUAACGCAUUUUUGA
Molecule: messenger RNA, 408 nt
Organism: Schistocerca piceifrons (Central American locust)
Lineage: Eukaryota; Metazoa; Arthropoda; Insecta; Orthoptera; Acrididae
Product: baculoviral IAP repeat-containing protein 7-like
Exons: 3
Coding region: 1-408 (135 amino acids)
Source: RefSeq, a predicted model, not a curated record